GUUAAAGAUAUCAAUUUGGAAUUUUGAAAAAACAGAGAACAUGAAUGAAGCUGCUCUCUAUCAUCACGCCAGUGCUUUGCAGCGCCGUGAUGCGAAAAAGAUCUUUGAAGAAUGCAUGAAAAGAAUGCAAUGGCGCGCCGAUGGAUGCGACAGACUCAUCGAUAUUGGUUCGGGCCCUGGAAGUGUGCUAAUGGAAUUCGUCUAUCCAUUGCUACCACAUAAAUUCGAAGCCAUGUGGGGAACAGAUCUUUCCGAACCUAUGAUGGAUUUUGCGUGUAAAAAUUAUGGCAACACGGAGCGCACACAUUUCGAGGUGUUGGACAUCGCUUGCACACAGCUACCACAACAUCUACGCGGCCAAUUUGAUCAUGUCACCUCUUCCUAUUGUCUGCAUUGGGUGAAGGAUCAAAAGUGCGCUUUACAGAAUAUUCACCAAUUGCUUCGUUAUAGCGGUGGCGAUUGCCUGCUCGUCUUUCUAGCAAGCAAUCCUUUUUUUGAUGUGUAUAUAGAACUGUCCAAGACAGAAAAAUGGGGUCGAUAUAUGAUCGGUGCCAUGCACGGUAUCUCACCUUUCCACAAUAGCGACGAUCCGGGUGCCGAGUAUAGCAAAUUACUACAAGAGGCUGGUUUUGUGGACUUUAGCGUGGAGGUACGGAAAAAUAUUUUCGUUUAUGAGGGCACACAGAAUCUUAAAGACAAUGUGAAAGCAGUCAGUUCAUUUAUGGAGCGAAUACCGGAAAUCCAGCACGAAGAGUUUCUGAAUGACUUUGUUAAAGCAUUAAUCAACAUGAAGAUGUGUGAGGGCGAAAUCAAUGCAAGCAAUUUUAAAUUCAUUAAACCUUACACAUUAUUUGUGGUCUAUGCAAGGAAGCCCAGUGAAUUUUUGAGUAGUUUAAAUGCUGCGACGAAUAAAAUGGCGAAGAGACUGGAUUGAGAGCUUAAACUUUAGAGCAAACAGAGCAAACAAAUACUA
Molecule: messenger RNA, 973 nt
Organism: Anastrepha obliqua
Lineage: Eukaryota; Metazoa; Arthropoda; Insecta; Diptera; Tephritidae
Product: juvenile hormone acid O-methyltransferase-like
Exons: 3
Coding region: 41-934 (297 amino acids)
Source: RefSeq, a predicted model, not a curated record